Molecule: messenger RNA, 765 nt
Organism: Zonotrichia leucophrys gambelii
Lineage: Eukaryota; Metazoa; Chordata; Aves; Passeriformes; Passerellidae
Product: cytochrome c oxidase assembly factor 8
Exons: 5
Coding region: 42-626 (194 amino acids)
Biological process (GO): intrinsic apoptotic signaling pathway
Cellular component (GO): mitochondrion
Source: RefSeq, a predicted model, not a curated record
GCCCGUAGCCCCCGCACGGCAGCGCCGUAAAGCGCCGGGCCAUGGCGGCCGCCCGGGUGCUGCGGGCCGGUGGCUGUUAUCGCCGCCACCCCCUCGCCUCCGCUUCCUCCUCCGCCUCCUCCGGCAGCGGCCGCGCGGCGGAGCGCGGGGAGCGGCCGGACAGCGUGGGCCUGGGUUUCCGUCCCCCUCCACACUCGCACAGCGACUGGAUCGGGCCCCCGGACAAGCACUCCAACCUGCGCCCCGUCAUCUUCUACGUGCCCCCCGAGGAGUCGGCGCUGGAGCGGCGCUUGCGGGAGGCGCGCCAGGAGGCGCAGGCCAGCAACCAGCGCUUCUGGGCACGGCACAACCGCGCCUUCCGCCAGGAAAAAGAAGAAUUUAUUUAUUCAAGACUGAAAGCCAAGGGUCUGGAAAUGAGAGAUGAAUCAGGUCAAAAAGCAACACUGAGUGCAGAAGAAAUGGCUGACUUUUACAAGGACUUUCUAAGUAAAAAUUUUAAAAAGCAUUUGCAGUACAACAGAGAUUGGUAUAAACAUAACUUUAGGAUCACAUUCCUCAUGGGACAAGUUGCACUGAUGAGAGCUCUGAGGUGGCUUCGUGGGAGAAAGAGAAAUGUAGAACAGUAAUCACAGCUCCAUGAAGAAUGCAACACUGCAUGUUAUAAAAUUGUGGUUUUUAGUAAUGUUCAAAAUCUGAAUGAUUGAUGCAAUAAUUACUUGAAUUUGUUUGUACAACUAUGUAAAUAAAAGUCAACACUGGUCUUAA